Molecule: messenger RNA, 1491 nt
Organism: Canariomyces notabilis
Lineage: Eukaryota; Fungi; Ascomycota; Sordariomycetes; Sordariales; Chaetomiaceae
Product: cyclin-like protein
Exons: 2
Coding region: 1-1491 (496 amino acids)
Biological process (GO): regulation of transcription by RNA polymerase II; positive regulation of DNA-templated transcription, elongation
Cellular component (GO): cyclin/CDK positive transcription elongation factor complex; nucleus
Molecular function (GO): cyclin-dependent protein serine/threonine kinase activator activity
Source: RefSeq, a predicted model, not a curated record
AUGUCCAGCAUCGACAGGUAUCGGCCUCCGAGGGAAGGCUACCAGCCGCCUUCUCUUCCGCCAAAACCGCCUCCCGCCAUCAACGACCGAUUGUCAAAGUCCCCGUUCAGGAGACGCGACGUUCCCCCCGCCGUGCCUUCCCCGCCGACACUCAGCUCCAGGACAUCGCCACCCAGACCUCUCUCGCGCCGCAGCGCGCCGUCACCCUCACAUUCUAGCCCUCGGCAACCUCCUCAACCGAGGCAGGACCAAUGGUACUUCACAUCAGACGAAGUCGCGAGCUCGCCCAGCAUCAUAGAAGGUCUACCACCGGCCGAAGAAAGAUUACGGAGAGCCAAGGGCGUCAACUUCAUCUACCAGGCCGGCAUCCUCCUCGAGCUGCCGCAAAUCACAUUAUGGGUCGCGGGGGUAUUUUUCCACCGGUUUUACAUGAGAUACAGCAUGGUGGAGGAGAAGUCGGGCAUACAUCACUACAAUAUCGCCGCGACAGCGCUCUUUCUCGCGAACAAGACGGAGGAAAAUUGCCGCAAGACCAAAGACGUCAUCAUCGCCGUCGCCAAAGUCGCACAAAAAAACACCAAGCUCAUCAUUGACGAGCAGAGCAAGGAAUACUGGCGAUGGCGCGACAGCAUCCUGACGUACGAGGAGCUCAUGCUGGAAACACUGACAUUCGACCUGUUGGUCGACAACCCGUACGCGCAGCUGUACGAGCACUUCCGGCAGCUGGACCUGGUGCACAACAAAACGCUGCGCGACUCGGCCUGGGCCUUCUGCAACGACGCCUGCCUGACCGUUCUCCCUCUACUCCUCCCCGCGCGCGACGUUGCCAUCGCCGCCGUCUUCUGGGCCACCGCCGUCACCCGCGAAAAGAUUGACGACGUUGACGGCCAGGCCUGGUGGCGCUUCCUCGGCGCCAGCGAAGCCGACACGGUCAAGGCCGUCGCCCUCAUGACCGAUUUUUACAAAAAGAACCCGCUCCGCAAGCAGGACGCCAAAGUACCCGGCUCCCCCGAGUUCAACCUCGAGAGCACCCGCCGCCGCGGCGAGCUCGGCCUCAGCCAGCUCGAGCUGGAUUCGGCGGCCAGCCAGUACGGCGGCACCCCGACCCCGCUGGGAACGGACCGCGCUGGCACGCAGAGCCCGACGAGGAGUAGAGCGAAUGGAAGGGCUGGGGAGGGGUAUGAUGCUGCUGCUGGUAUUGGUGCUGCUGCUGGUGGCAGGGUCGUGGUCAAGACUGAGGGGCUUGAUCAAGAGUCGUCGUCGUCGCUGGUCGGUAGGAAUGGGGAGGUUAAGGGUGAUUCCGACGCCGCGCUCAAGGUGGCGGCAAAUCAUAUGUCGGCUCACGAGCGGGGUCCAAAUGGUGAUGCUGCAACCAGCGGAGGACUAGUCUCCCCCCGUGUAAAGAGAGGGGGGGAGGAAAGUAGUGAGGAGAGGGACGCUAAGAAGGCCAAGCUGGAGGAUGAGGAUGAAGGGGAGAUUAAAGGCUCUUGA